AUGGGGCCGGAUGGGGCCGAGACAAGGCAGCAGGAGGGCGUCCGCGGACAUGUGGGGGGGUGCAAAAAGGAGACCCUCGUUUUCGGGCUUGCCUCUGCCCUUCGCUUUCCCUUCCCCCCCAGAGAGAUGCAGCUGCGGCUGGUGCAGGACGUGCUCCGGGUUAUAUUCGAGACGGCGGCGCGCGCGGACCGCCGUGCCGCGCUCCAGCUGUGUCUGGUGAACAAGACUGCGCAGCGGUGGAUUGAGCGUAUACUCUAUAACACGGUCCGGUUAAGAUUGCAAAGGACGACGGACAACUUCCUGCGGACGGUGACGGCGACGGACAAGUACGCCAAGCACGUCAAGUCGCUGUGCAUCCUGUACGACAUCCGGCCAGCGGACCUGGUCGCCGUUGUGGGUGCGUGCGGGCUGAUCGAGAGCAUCACGUCGUGGUUCCUGCCGACGCGGCCCGCCCUCGGCGCCGCGCCCCUCCGCCGCCCGCCGGGGCCCCUCGCGGCGUUCAUGGGCGCCCUCCGCCCGAAACACCUGUCGUCGUGGCACGGGGUGCUCACCGCGCCCGACCCGAGGCUGGACCUCCCCUUCUUCAGCCAGGUCACGCACCUCACGGUCGUGAACGUGUGGGAGGAGUGGUGCGCCUGGCCGUGGCCCCCCGGUGCGCUCCCCGCGCUCACCCACCUCUCGCUCGACUUCACCUUUGGCGCGAGGACAUUGUCGACCCAGGAAAUCGCGCGGAUGGGCGAUGCAGUGACGACUAUUCUGGCGGCGUGCCCCGCGCUGGGGGGUGUGUGGCCUGCGGAUCGACCAGCGGGAGAGCGCGGCGAGCGUGGUGGCGGUGGCGGAGUAUUUCGCCAAACUGGGCGAGACGCGGGUGCUGCUGUACCGCAACCGCGAGCCGUUCCAGAUCCGCGAGGCCCGCUCCCCCUCCGAGCUCCGCUUCUGGGCCGCCCUCGCCAACGCCGUCCGCGACAUCGCCCCAGACAGCCCCCCCGCCCGCCGCAUACUCACCAUAAACCCCCCCGCGCCGUCUACACGUCUACAGAUCCGCUGUACCUCGUCGCGCAGGGCUGGGCGGGCGCGGGGUCCGCCCUCAGGCACGGCGCCCUCGCGCGCCCGCUGGCGAUCCCGCAGAAGCGCACGCUGGCGGGCGUGGGCAAGGACCGCGACGAGGCGUUUCCGUUCUGGGACCAUUUGUUCUCGGCGGCGGCGAAGGCGAUCACGAUCGCACUCGCGGAGAGCGAUGACGAGGAGGGUGAUAAUACCGCUGCACGGCCAGCGCUCCACCGCACCGCGACGGGCAUCCUCUCCAACCGGCGGCCCGCCAUCUCCCUAUCCAGCGACUCCGGGGCCACCACCCCGGAUCCCCCAGACGACGCAAGCCAGCAGCGCUUCAGCCUGCUGGUGACGGCGAAGCGCGCGGCGGCACGGAAGGGCCUGUAUGCGCGCUUUUUCAGGGGGCCGGUGCUGGGGCCGGACACCGAGAGUGUGGUUGGUGAGGAGGAGGGGACGCAACAUACGGAUGUGGAGGCGGAGGAGAAGGCGGCGAGGAGGAGGGCGAAGCGGGAGGCCAAGGCGCAGAAACGACUGGCUAGGGAAGAAAAAGAGAAGAAGCGGAAACGGGGGCGCGAUGUGGAUGGGGCCCCAGAUUUAGAGAAAAAGGAGAAGAAAAUAAAGAAGCGGAGACGCGACGAGGAGGGUAUCACUCUGGGUGGCGGGGCAGCGGACAGCACGAACUUGGAUGUGGCCCCGCCGACGACAGAGAAAAAAGAGAAGACAAAGAAGCGGAGACGCGAUGCGGAGGGUAUCACUCUGGGUGGCGGGGCAGCGGACAGCACGAAGAAAACAAAGAAAAAGCGGAAACGCGAGGAGGAGGGAGACGACGAGGCAAAACGGAGACAGGACCCGGAGAAGAAGAAGAGGCGAAAAAGUAGCGACGGGUAG
This is a messenger RNA of Mycena indigotica, 1938 nucleotides long. RefSeq lists its product as uncharacterized. The coding region runs from base 1 to 1938 and encodes 645 amino acids. The record is from RefSeq and is a predicted model, not a curated record. NCBI's taxonomy places the organism in Eukaryota, Fungi, Basidiomycota, Agaricomycetes, Agaricales, Mycenaceae. The transcript is spliced from 5 exons.